This is a messenger RNA of Capsicum annuum, 1314 nucleotides long. RefSeq names its product basic 7S globulin-like. The record is from RefSeq and is marked provisional. Gene Ontology annotation, biological process: proteolysis. Gene Ontology annotation, molecular function: aspartic-type endopeptidase activity. NCBI's taxonomy places the organism in Eukaryota, Viridiplantae, Streptophyta, Magnoliopsida, Solanales, Solanaceae.
AUGGCAUCUUCUUCUUGUUUCCAUGUCAUUCUCUUCUGCUCUUUUCUUUUCUUUACUUCAACUAUUGCGCAAAAUCAAACUUCUUUCCGUCCCAAAGGCCUAAUUAUCCCGGUCAUGAAAGAUGGUUCGACUCUCCAAUACCUUACACAAAUCCAACAAAGAACACCUCUUGUCCCUGUUAGUUUAACUCUUGACCUUGGUGGCCAAUUUUUGUGGGUAGAUUGUGACCAAGGCUAUGUGUCCUCCUCCUAUAAACCGGCUCGGUGUCGCUCCGCCCAGUGCUCACUGGCCGGAGCAACCGGUUGUGGAGAAUGCUUUUCUCCACCUAGACCAGGUUGCAACAAUAACACGUGUGGCCUAUUUCCUGACAACACGGUUACUCGAACCGCUACUAGUGGGGAGUUAGCUUCUGAUGUUGUGUCAGUACAAUCUUCUAACGGAAAAAAUCCUGGUAGGAACGUAAGUGAUAAAAAUUUUCUUUUUGUUUGUGGUGCUACAUUUCUUUUACAAGGUCUUGCUAGUGGUGUUAAGGGUAUGGCUGGUCUUGGAAGAACAAGAAUCUCUCUUCCUUCUCAAUUCUCAGCUGAAUUUAGCUUCCCUAGAAAAUUUGCUGUUUGUUUGAGCUCUAGCAAGUCCAAGGGUGUUGUACUUUUUGGAGAUGGUCCAUAUUUUUUCCUUCCUAAUAGGGAAUUCUCCAACAAUGAUUUUCAAUAUACUCCACUUCUUAUCAAUCCAGUAAGUACAGCUUCAGCCUUUUCCGCUGGACAACCAUCUUCUGAAUACUUUAUUGGAGUAAAAUCCGUCAAGAUCAACCAAAAAGUUGUCCCAAUAAACACAACUUUGUUGUCAAUUGACAAUCAAGGUGUAGGGGGAACAAAAAUUAGCACAGUGAAUCCUUACACAGUGUUGGAAACUUCACUAUACAAUGCUAUUACAAAUUUCUUUGUGAAGGAGCUUGCUAAUGUCACUAGGGUCGCAUCCGUAGCUCCAUUUGGGGCUUGCUUUGAUUCAAGAAACAUCGGAAGUACAAGAGUUGGACCAGCAGUGCCACAAAUUGAUCUUGUUUUGCAAAAUGAAAAUGUGAUUUGGACCAUUUUUGGAGCAAACUCAAUGGUGCAAGUUAGUGAAAAUGUUUUGUGCCUUGGGUUUGUAGAUGGUGGUGUCAAUUCAAGGACUUCUAUAGUGAUUGGAGGCCAUACAAUUGAGGACAACCUUUUGCAAUUAGAUAUUGCAAGAUCGAGAUUGGGAUUCACAUCUUCAAUCCUUUUCCGACAAACUACAUGUGCCAAUUUUAACUUCACUUCAAUUGCUUAA